AUGGAGUCCAACUGCCGCAAACUUGUCUCCGCCUGUGUUCAGCUAGGGAUGCACGUGGCAUUUGGAUUUAUUUUUCCGAUGAACUGCAUGAAGGACCCGUUAAGCCUGGAGCGCCUGGGAGCCGGGAAUAAGCUGUGCUCUUCCUCGCCUUCCUCCUCUUCUUCAUCAUCUUGCCACCACCACCACCACCACCACCAGCCCGCGCUGGCCAUGGCGACGGCGCUGGCGCCGGGGCAGGCGCGUUCCUCCCUGGAGUCCGCCAAGCACCGUCUGGAGGUUCACACCAUCUCCGACACCUCCAGCCCCGAGGCUGCAGAGAAAGAUAAGAGCCAGCAGGGCAAGAAUGAGGAUGCGGGGCCCGAGGACCCUUCCAAGAAGAAGAGGCAGAGGAGGCAGCGGACUCACUUCACCAGCCAGCAGCUGCAAGAGCUAGAGGCGACCUUUCAGAGGAAUCGCUACCCUGACAUGUCCACUCGGGAGGAGAUCGCCGUCUGGACCAACCUCACCGAGGCCAGGGUUAGGGUUUGGUUCAAGAACCGCAGAGCCAAAUGGAGAAAGAGAGAAAGGAACCAGCAAGCCGAGCUUUGCAAAAACGGCUUUGGUCCGCAGUUUAACGGCCUGAUGCAGCCCUAUGAUGACAUGUACCCUGGCUAUUCGUACAACAACUGGGCAGCCAAAGGCCUGACCUCCGCUUCCCUCUCCACCAAAAGCUUUCCUUUCUUCAACUCCAUGAAUGUCAACCCUCUGUCUUCUCAGAGCAUGUUCUCCCCUCCAAACUCCAUCUCCUCCAUGAGUAUGUCUUCAAGCAUGGUACCUUCAGCAGUCACCGGGGUCCCUGGCUCCAGCCUCAACAGCCUGAAUAACUUGAACAACUUGAGCAAUCCCUCCCUGAAUUCUGCGGUGCCGACGCCAGCCUGUCCUUAUGCUCCUCCAACACCUCCAUAUGUUUAUAGGGACACAUGUAACUCGAGCUUGGCAAGUCUGAGACUGAAGGCCAAGCAGCACUCAAGUUUUGGCUAUGCCAGUGUGCAGAAUCCCGCUUCCAACCUGAGCGCUUGCCAGUAUGCGGUGGACAGACCUGUGUGA
Molecule: messenger RNA, 1086 nt
Organism: Indicator indicator
Lineage: Eukaryota; Metazoa; Chordata; Aves; Piciformes; Indicatoridae
Gene: PITX2
Product: paired like homeodomain 2
Exons: 6
Coding region: 1-1086 (361 amino acids)
Biological process (GO): regulation of transcription by RNA polymerase II; anatomical structure morphogenesis
Cellular component (GO): nucleus
Molecular function (GO): DNA-binding transcription factor activity, RNA polymerase II-specific; RNA polymerase II cis-regulatory region sequence-specific DNA binding
Source: RefSeq, a predicted model, not a curated record